Colletotrichum phormii is the source of this 651-nucleotide messenger RNA. RefSeq lists its product as uncharacterized. The transcript is spliced from 4 exons. The coding region runs from base 19 to 423 and encodes 134 amino acids. The record is from RefSeq and is a predicted model, not a curated record. Lineage: Eukaryota; Fungi; Ascomycota; Sordariomycetes; Glomerellales; Glomerellaceae.
AUUCCGAAUAUCUUCGUCAUGGACGUCAACGGGCCAUCCGCAGCUGCGGUCAUUGGGACCGAAUUCACAUUGAUUGGAGUUGCGGCUGCCUUGAUCGGUGCUCGAAUCUACCUGCGAUUGGUCAUUCAGGAUCUUCCCCUUAUCACGAGCGACAUUCUUGUCUGCGUCGCAUGGGUCUUUACUGUAGCAUCCGCUUCUUACGAUAUUGUCUUUCAUAAAAUGGGGGUAUUACAUUCGCACGUUGCCUACACCCUUGAAGGAUAUGACGGAACUCCCGAGGAUGUAGAACUGGUGUGGAAGUUGCAAUGGAGUGGCCAGUUUCCCUUCUUCACAGCCUUCUAUCUCUGCAAGGCGACACUUUUAAGCCUAUAUGCUCGUUUCUUCCCGAUUUUCAUGGAAACUCGCCGCAAGAUCUUGUGGUGAACCAUGGUUUAUUGCGGCUGUGCAUAUGUGACCAAUAUGCUCACGAUACUUCUGAUCUGUAGGCCAGUGCAAGGAAACUGGUCACAGGAUCCGGCAGUCGCGUGUAAUCCAAUAGUGUUCGCCCAAGUAUUCCAGAUCGCUUGGGCGUUGAACUUUGCCGCGGAUUUGAUGAGUAAAGUUUCCUUUACCAAGUCUAUCAAGCAGAGAAGCAUCUGUAACGUCUCACAC